Messenger RNA from Prunus armeniaca (apricot), 1161 nucleotides. Lineage: Eukaryota; Viridiplantae; Streptophyta; Magnoliopsida; Rosales; Rosaceae. The record is from the annotation of a GenBank genome assembly.
AUGGCUGCAGGGACCGACUACCCAUCUCCACUUUCCAUGUUAGAUGGCAGCCACAGAAAGGAGAACGUUACUGUUACAAAAGAAGAGAAAUCACUUACUUUUGAGAGCUUAAAGCAACCGAACAUGGGCAAACCUCCUCGGCACCUCUCAGCUAUGAGGUAUUGUGUGAGCUCUGCCCAGUUGGCUCCUGCAACUGAAGUGGAGUCGGAUGUUGGGAUUGUUAGCUCAAAGUCCUCAUCAGAUAGUAACUCUGCAUUUGUACCUGUUUUUCGCUCUGGAAGCUGUUCAGAGAUCGGUCCAAAACCUUAUAUGGAGGAUGAGCAUAUCUGUAUAGACAAUAUUUUCGAACAUCUAGGUGCCACUGCGAACUUUCCUUCUCCUGGAGCUUUCUAUGGGGUUUUUGAUGGCCAUGGUGGUACAGAUGCAGCUUCUUUUAUCAGAGAGAACAUUUUGAGGUUUAUAGUUGAGGAUUCACAUUUCCCCUUUUGUGCCAAGAAGGCUAUUAAGAGUGCUUUCCUAAACGCUGACCAUGCUUUUGCUGAUACUGGUUCUCUUGAUAGUUCCUCUGGUACCACUGCACUUACUGCCCUCAUAUCUGGAAGGACGAUGCUAAUUGCCAAUGCCGGGGACUGCCGAGCUGUGCUGGGAAGAAGAGGUAGGGCAGUUGAGCUUUCCAAAGACCAUAAACCCAAUUGUGCCUCAGAAAGAGUAAGAAUUGAGAAAUUGGGAGGUGUGGUUUAUGAUGGCUACCUUAACGGUCAAUUAUCGGUGGCACGAGCUCUUGGAGAUUGGCACAUGAAAGGCUCCAAAGGUUCCUCUUGUCCCUUAAGUGCAGAGCCGGAGCUUGAGGAGACAACUCUGAGUGAGGAAGAUGAAUUCUUGAUCCUAGGCUGUGAUGGGCUGUGGGAUGUGAUGAGCAGCCAAUGCGCAGUUACAAUUGCAAGGAAAGAAUUAAUGCUUCACAAUGAUCCUGAGAGAUGCUCAAGAGAGCUGGUUAGGGAGGCACUCAAGCGCAAUACCUGCGACAACCUGACAGUAGUUGUGGUAUGCUUCUCCUCAGACCCACCACCUUUGCUUGAGAUCCCGAAAUUGAAAUUCAAAAGGAGUAUAUCAGCAGAAGGUCUGAAUCUUCUGCAGGAAGUACUAGAUAGUAAAUCAUGA